Planococcus citri (citrus mealybug) is the source of this 1564-nucleotide messenger RNA. RefSeq lists its product as uncharacterized. The record is from RefSeq and is a predicted model, not a curated record. Lineage: Eukaryota; Metazoa; Arthropoda; Insecta; Hemiptera; Pseudococcidae. Bases 142 to 1410 code for a protein of 422 amino acids. The transcript has 7 exons.
CGGAUAAUUUUCAGACCCGGCCGACCCGGGUAAGAAUCGCGGAUCCGGGUACUCGUCGAACUCUUGAGUUGCGUAUCAAACUGUCAAUUUGUCAAAAUCAAAAUGAUGAUUGUUUUGUUUUCCGUCACUAAUUUCAAGUAAAUGUCUGACUAUUCAGAGAGUUUUCUUACGGACACUGAAAAUUUGCUACGUGAAGUAGUUUUCAAACUAAAUAGUGGUCGAACUAGCACCGAACAGAAGACAAGGUGGUUUAUUUCAUCUACAACAAGGGAUCUCGAAAUCGCCAAGCCGGAAAGCGACUCUGAAUGGCUUACUCUGAAAACGAAAAUCGAUGCUUUUCCAGCAGAUAAGAAGCCGGACGAGUCAGCUAUACUUUUCGCAUUGAUCCAUAAUUGGUUUCUUGAUCGCAAAUGGAAAGCGAAAUUUGAAACUGAUAAAUCAUUGCCCUGUGGUGUAAAAUAUAGUUUGGAUCCCACGAAACACGUUUACGAAUAUGCGUGUGUGAAAAUAUCACUUUCGUUGAUUGAAGAUGGAAUGGAACUCUCAGACUCGACGAAGCUUCAAAGUGGAACAGCCGCGCCCACCAAAGGAGAUUAUUUCUAUGUUCUAUUGGAGCUCCAAACUGAUCCAUCAGGUUGUGGAUACUCCAUUUUCAGUUACUCUCGCGUUCGAAUUCCCUUUUUUACGGUUGAUUCCGAAACAAAAGAUCGUAUCUGGAUCCAAGAGCUCAGAGCUCAGCUGGUUGACUCUAUCGCCCAAUUUGAUUCUUGCAUCGAAGAAAAACAUUUCCGUUCGAAGGAAUUCUCGCGACACGGGGUCAAUCCCGUGACACCCAGUUGUAAAAGAAAACUAGACGAUUCUGGAUCUCCUGAGAGUCAUGCAUGUACCAGUACGGACGAAACAGGAUUAUCGAACGAAAUUAAUAAAAUGAAUCAAGAUUUUCUAAUGUUUGCGGAUGAAGAUAAACCGACAAAGAACGCCAUACUAGCAGCAGCAUUGUUGAUGAUUCUUCGUCAUGAGCAGAAAUGCGAUGUAAAAGCUUUUCAUGAUAAAUGGAUCGUUCCUCCGAAAUUAACCAGCGAAGUGGUUUCAUUUUUGUAUCCAAGUAUUAAACCUUCUGGCUUGCCAGGUUAUGAUAAAUUUCACAUGACCGUAAUCUCUAACGGAUGCGAUUAUUUCGUUGUUUUUCGCGUUGGUGCGGAUUCGUCUAAAUAUGUUAUAAAAAAAAUCAAAGCGAAUGUUAUUCCUAGUUUUCCAGAGAGUGACGAAGAUACUAUGAAAUGGCAAAACUUGAACGAUUGGCUUGCGGCAAUUCGAACAAAAUUUUUUGUCAAGAAGUCUGUUGGAUUAUACAGCCCUCGAACCAGUGGAACGUCUUCGCCAAGUAAUCCAUCACCCUCAUCAAGGUGAAUCUGCCUAGUGUUGUGCCAUUAUAUUGUUUUCACUUAUCGAAAAGUAAAAUUUUAAACUCGAUCGCAAAAAUGUCGAUCACGAUACCACGAUAGUGAUCUUCCGUGAUAUCGCUAUUUUAAAAUUUCAAUGAUCUAAUAAAUUAAUAAUUCAA